GGACAAGCCUGAGAUACCCCAGAAUCUCCUCAAACUAAGAAUGGAGGGUAGCCUUGGUACCUGGUGCCCGGAGACUGACCUGGACCAGCAGGUGCUCUUCAGUGACAGGAAUCCUAAGGGGAAGGGCAAAGGGAUGAAAAGAUAAGGAGAUAGGAAGGCUGUGGUCAGGAAUGUCUUAUCUCAAGCAAACUUAUUAAGAAGUAUAGCAUCUUAUAUACCGCUUGUAGGCAAAAUGGGAGAGAGUGGGUAGACAGCCAUGAUAUAAUGGGGCGGAGUCAACAGGAAGUCAAUCAAGCAACUUGCACAAGGAGAAUACACAGUAUCUUAAGAAUGUCACAAACUGAGUGCACAGCAACCUUGAGAUGGAGAACCAUAGCCCCUUGGGGUCAGAAGAAUUGGGUUCUCCGGAGCUGAAGCUGAAGUUCCGCCAAAGCCCUGGCCCCAGGCCGUUACCGGCUCUGCCAAGUACUUUAGACAAGAGACUGUGUUCCUUUCUGUACAUCAGGGUCUCCAGAAAACCUUAAACUGACCUGCCCCUCAACAGGAGACAUCUUCAGAUACUUGGUCCUCACCAAGGAAUGAUAGGAAAGGAAAAUCCCAGGCUCCUAGACCUUAGCUCUCCCUUCUUUCGAUGGUCCCUUUUCAAAAGAGUAUCUCAAGAUCUCUUAUUUCUGAGGAGGGCUGCAUUUCAUGUACAAGAAAUCAGUAUAUUUAAGGGUAUAUUGGAAGUAAUUUUUUUUUUUAGCUGUGUGGAGGAGUCUAUAUAGGAAAUCGAGACAAAGGAAAUGAGCUUGGAUAACCUCUCUAGAUUUUGGUACGGUGUUAAGAGCUUCGGACUCUCCCGUGGAUUAUAGGAACAUCUAUGAAGUUUAAGGAGAAUUUUACAAUACCUGAUAUUUUAGUGGGGAAAACAAAGAGCCCAUGGGAAGGGAGAAAGUUGGAGGGAGAAGAGAAAGAGCUUGAGCAGGAAAAGAGAAAAUGCAGAGGCGGAAGGGAGGAGAGCAAAAUGUCUGGAUUCUAUAGGGAAAAGCUUCUGGGAGAGGGGAAGCCCAGCCCCUCAGCUAGAAAGUUCUGAUAUGCCAGCCUUGUCCUGUAACAGGUGGGGACUGAGAGAUGCCUGGAGAACCCGGAGGUCAGGUCUGCUUUGAUAUGCAAACUGCACCUCAGCUGCUUGCCUGGGUCUGAAUCCCAACUGAGGAGUUGUAAGCACCUGGUGGUGGGCCCAGCCCUGUGUCCCUCAGAGAUCAGCUUCCUGUCCCUAACAGGAAGGGUUGAGGGCUGGGAGCCUGGAGUGGGAGAACUGGGAGACAGGGCCGAGGCUGGACCAGGUCAGACACUGAGGAUUAAGGAAGAGCUGAAAGAUACCCUGUUCUGACAGACACUGAAUAUGAAAGCCUUUCUUUUCUAGUCUAAAGUGACACUUUCUGAUGUAGAGACCAUGGUUGUCUAUCUUUGAAACCUUUGUUUGAAGAAAUACAGUAAUUCUGUGGAAACUACCAAGGCAACUUUUUUGUAGUGCUGGAGAGCCAGGCCUUGCACUUGCUAGGCAAGUUCUCUACCAGUGAGUUACACUUCCACCAUAUUCCUUCCUCUGCAGGGACCUAUUUUCCUGUUUGUCUUCUGCCUUGUGAUAUUUUUUAAAAGUUUAUUUUCAUUUUUAUGUGUGUGGAUGUUCUGCCUGCAAAAAUGUCUGUGCACCACAUGGGUGCAGUGCUCAGGAAAGCCACAGUAGAAUCAGAUCCCCAGGAACUGGAGGUUUAGACAGUUGUGAGCUGCCAUGUGAGUGCUAGGUAGUGAAUCCAGAACCUCUGAAAGAGCAGCCAGUGCUCCUAACCACUGAGCCAUCUCUCCAGUCUCCUGCCUUGCCAUUUCUUAUUAAAAGUUAAGCAUCUGAAUUUUCCUCUUCCCAGGGUCUGCUGAGGUGAUGGGUGACUUUUCUCUUUAGUUAUUAUAAGAGACUUCUGUGCCAGUAAAACAACUGAGGUAUACACUUCAAGCUACCUUAUCUCCUCUCUCAGCAUGUGUCCCUCUUUCUCUCCCUUAGUUCAUGUGGUGACUUUCUAAAUCUCCCUCAACUCCCACAGUAGGGCAAUUGUUUAUUUUAAUGUCCUUAUCCUUAAGUGUCUGGUUUUACAAAAUAGGGAAGGGGCAAGUAAAGGGGGGAGGACACUGUCCUUUUAACUGUUGGGUAUCCACUUCUGCCAGUGGAAAGAGGAGUGGUGUCCUGCCAUUGUAGCUGACCCUCCAUGCCCCUUGGAUCAGAGGGCUGCUGUAGGAAUGCUAGUAGGUUGCUCCUUGGAGCUGGCUGCUGAACAAGGAGUAACUGCUACUGUGUGAAAUGUUCUUCAGUUUACCACCCGGGCCUUCCUGUAGACGCUGCCUGGACUCCAGAGUUCCAAAAUAGUUCUAAUGGUCAGAUCCUGCAGGUGCAUUUGCUUCUAGGGAGGGAAAUAGAAUCGCAGUACUUCAUGCCAUCACAGAUGCACUCUGACUCUCUGACGUCCACCUUUUCUCCUCUACAGUUUGGGCCUUUUCUGCCUUCCUCACAGGAUGCUGAGGAUGAGAUCGUGCAUGAAGUGAAGAUUUCUUUACCUCCUGUCCCACGAUGUAAUAGCAGUCUUCAAACCACAAAAUCAACUCAAACUAAAGAGUCAUCAUUUCAGGAAUUAAAGAGGAAACAACUCAAAAGGGAUGAGGACUGGGACUUUACCUCAGGAAAAUCCUGCAGACCUGACAACAGUUUUAAAAAACAGAACAAAAAUGAAAGCUUACAAAUAAUUUCUAUCACCCAUACAAAAAUUCUUACUGUAGAUAAAAGCCAUAAGAAUUUUGAGUUUGGUCCAAGUGUCAGCCUGAAGUCAAUCAGUAAGCAAAAGAUUGCUAGAGAAAAAACACAAAGAAAUAGCCUCAAGGAAAAUUCAACUUCACUUAAUCAACCAAAAAUCAAGACAUUAGAGAAACGCUUUAAAUGUAGUACUUGUGAAAAGGCCUUCAUUCACAGCUCAUCCCUUCGCAAACAUCUGAAAAACCAUAGUGGAGAGAGAUUAUUUCAAUGUAAAGACUGUUUGAAAGCUUUCAGCCAAAGUUCCGCUCUUAUUCAACAUCAAAGAACUCAUACUGGAGAGAAGCCCUACAUAUGUAAUGAGUGUGGGAAGGCCUUCAGCCACAGUGCAUCCCUUUGUAAGCACCUAAGAACUCAUACUUUGGAGAAAUCCUAUACAUGCAAAGAAUGUGGAAAAUCUUUUAGCAGAAGGUCUAGUCUUUUUUUGCAUCAAAAAAUCCAUGCCCGAGAAAACCCUCAUAGAUAUAACCCAGGAAGGAAGGCAUCCGCUUCGCUCUCAGGAUGCCAGAGAGCUCAUUCCAGGAAGAAGACCUACUUGUGUAACGAAUGCGGCAACACCUUCAAGUCUAGCUCCUCCCUCCGUUACCAUCAGAGAAUCCACACUGGAGAGAAACCUUUCAGAUGUAGUGAAUGCGGCAGAGCCUUCAGUCAGAGCGCAUCACUUAUUCAGCACGAAAGAAUCCACACGGGAGAAAAGCCCUACAGGUGUGGCGAGUGUGGAAAAGGCUUUACUUCUAUCUCAAGACUCAAUAGACACCGGAUAAUUCAUACAGGAGAGAAAUUGUAUAAUUGCAAUGAGUGUGGCAAAGCCUUAAGUUCCCACUCAACUCUUAUUAUUCACGAACGAAUCCACACUGGAGAGAAACCAUGUAAGUGUAAAGUUUGUGGGAAAGCCUUCAGACAGAGUUCAGCUCUGAUCCAACAUCAGAGAAUGCACACUGGGGAAAGACCCUAUAAAUGUAACGAGUGCGGGAAAACAUUCAGGUGUAACUCAUCCCUAAGUAACCACCAGCGAAUCCACACUGGAGAGAAACCUUAUCAAUGUAUAGAAUGUGGGAUGUCGUUUGGACAAAGUGCAGCUCUUAUUCAGCACCAGAGGAUUCACACGGGAGAGAAACCCUUUAAAUGUAACACCUGUGGGAGGAGUUUUAGGCAAAGCUCCUCCCUUAUUGCCCAUCAGCGGAUUCAUACUGGAGAGAAACCCUAUGAAUGUAGUGCAUGUGGAAAGCUCUUCAGUCAGAGGUCCUCCCUUACCAAUCAUUAUAAAAUUCACAUUGAAGAGGACUCCUUGAACAUAGAUUUGCAUGAGUAAAAGCAAUUGACCAAAGUUCUUCAGAGGAUAUAUACUUCAUAUUGACAAUAAAUAUAGUGAAUAUAAGACAACUUAUUUAGCCCUAUGAGAUAUUAAAAUUGCAAGAAUAAACUGUGAUCAUAUAAUAACAGAGAAAAUUUCACACCUGUCAGUCACAUUUUGUGAUCAGAUACUUUACCAUAGCAGACAUUGACAAUGGCCAUUUAUAAGGUAACAGAAAUGCUUUUUUAUUUUAUCCACAUUAUAUAAUAUAUGCAAUAUAUAAACACUAGAAAGAUCUGAGUUCUGGAGUGUUAGUUUGUCAUUAGAAAAAGGAGUAUCACCUAUUAGCAUAUUUACUACAGCUAAUAUUUUAAUAGUAAACCAUUAAAAUAUAUGCAUUUUUAAAUCAGUGGACCAAAUUAAACAAACAAAAACCAAAAUACUACCUCAUACUAUCUUUUCCUAAACUAUUGUCAAACUGCAUGAUUUUUAUUAAAGAGGAAGAAAGAGAA
Molecule: messenger RNA, 4648 nt
Organism: Rattus norvegicus (Norway rat)
Lineage: Eukaryota; Metazoa; Chordata; Mammalia; Rodentia; Muridae
Source: RefSeq, a predicted model, not a curated record